Messenger RNA from Anopheles moucheti, 2249 nucleotides. It is a transcript of the gene bves, whose product is annotated as blood vessel epicardial substance. Gene Ontology annotation, molecular function: cAMP binding. The record is from RefSeq and is a predicted model, not a curated record. Gene Ontology annotation, cellular component: sarcolemma. The coding region runs from base 1066 to 2028 and encodes 320 amino acids. Lineage: Eukaryota; Metazoa; Arthropoda; Insecta; Diptera; Culicidae. The transcript has 9 exons.
GUAGAAUGUGCAUAAACGACCGAGCGUGUUACUAAUUCUGCCCGGAAAACGGCAUAUAAUGGCCUAAAGCUGCCCGGUUCCGGGGUACAGUAAACAUUCGUAGCAGUUCGUUAGUUGGUGCUUUGUGCCAGUAGUUGCGAAGGGCGUGAGGGAACGAGACGUAUAGAUACAACAUUAUGCCACAUUCGGACACGCAACAGAACUGAUCAAAGCGCUCGGCUGAGAGACUUGCGCAACUCGCCAGAAGACGUUAAUACGCACCUUACGGAAACGAUCUCAAAGGUUCAAACUAUUGCACUCGUAGUACGGAUGUGAAGCGCAACGAAAUCACGGUACUAUUAGCUGAAAACUAAAGAAACGGGAGCAUUAAAGUUGAAUCCCUUGACCUUAUAUUCGCUUGCAACGUACCAGGGUCUAGAGACACGCCACUGUGUCUAGUGGGCCCCGUUUCGGUGGAACCAAUGUGGUUUCGAUUCGACCGCAUGGUGUGAUCCUGCUGCAGCGUAACCGGUUCCGCGCAUUACGGUGUUAAAUAGCUCCGAUUGGACUGUCCAAACCGACCGCACCAACACCAGGCCAGUGCCGGUCUGGUGUGCUUUGACCACCAAGCUGGAUCUACUGUGUUGGCUAAUUUGCUUGGUGGGCGCGCUGGCGCUCGUGCCGAUCGACGCGGUAGCACUGCAACACCAGCACGAUGCAUCCGACGAAACCGACCACGGUGGGCCACCGGUCGAACAGGAGAGUGGCAAAACGGUAAUUACCAACAACGGUCACACCGGUGGUGGGCACCAUCAUCACCGGCAACAACCAGAAACGGUCGGUGAAGCGCACGGGGAAAAGGAACAAACGGAUGUGCCGUACGCAUCUCAAAGCAUCGGAAGGAAUUACGAGCGUCCAAAUGGUGGCGGUCCAAAUGGGCAUGGUGCAUCCGGUCGCAACGUUAGCAGCAAUGGUAAUACACCGGGUAGCGGAAUCAGUAACGGCGAAUCCACUUCGUAUCGUACGCCGAAAAAAGCACCACAGGAAGGAAAUGGUGUGCAUCACGACAAUGAGCACACGAUCCGGAUGCUGAUCGACUGGAAUUUUCCGAAGUGCUUUAGCUUCGAGCCGAAGGAGCAUCUGUACUACCAUAUCGGGCAUGCUCUGUUUCUGGUGGCCUUUCUUGCGCCGAAUAUUCCGUGCGGGUUCCUGUGGUUGCGCUGUGCGGCCAUCGCCGGCUGCAUACUGAUGGUGCUGUGGGGCUGGUUCGUCGCCUGCAGCCUGGACGCGGUGGUGUGGUUCAGCCUGUUCCUGCUGGUGAAUGCCGUUUACGUGGUGGUGCUACUCUGCAAGCUGCGUCCGGUUAAGUUCGAGAAGGAGAUUGAAUCGGUGUACGUUGCCUUGUUUAAGCCGUUGCGCGUGUCGCGCCACCAGUUCAAGAAGGUGCUGAACUGCAUGAAGAUAGUACGGCCGCUCAAGUACCAGGAAAUCUACGUGCAGGAGAAAAUAACCAAAGUCGACAGUUUAUCCCUUGUGCUGUCGGGAAAAUUAGUAGUUUCACAGAAUCAAAAAGCGCUUCAUAUAGUAUUUCCUCAUCAGUUUCUCGAUUCACCCGAAUGGUUCGGUGUCUCUACCGAUGACUAUUUUCAGGUGUCGAUCAUGGCGAUGGAGGAGUCGCGCGUACUCAUCUGGCACCGGGAUAAGCUGAAGCUAUCCAUCAUGGCCGAACCGUUCCUGCAGGCAGUGUUUGAUCACAUUCUCGGACGGGACGUGGUGAAAAAGCUGAUGCAGGUGACGCAGGUCAGCGAAACGAUGGCGCAAAGCAACGGUUGCAUUGCAUCAGGUUAUGGCGAUGAUUCGGAAGAUAAACCAAUGCUGGUGAUGAAGAGCAAACCUUCCGAUAAUGGUGGGCAUGGCCUAACGGCCUUGAUCAAUCGUCAGCUGCAAGCUCUCCCACGGAUCUCGAAGUAUUAUUACUGUGUAGCAACUGAUCAUAACGCCUGGCGGCUGGGCCGAAUCGACGAAACCGACCAUGAGACGGCCGUAUAGGAGUCGGACCAUCUCAUCACAACUAUCACCAUCCGCCCGGUACCAUACGUGGAUGAGACCGGCGGUACUGCUGGCAGCAGAACAACAACACUUUCAACACAACCAAUUUUGUGAUACUAUAAAUGUUAUUAUCUGUAAGACGUCGUGGCCAUGUUCAAAAGAAAAUAGAAAAAACAAGAGAUUAAGAUAGAGAGAGAGAGAGAGAGAGAGAGAGAGAGAGA